CGAAACACACAAAGAUCUCUCUCACACACACACAAACACAAUGGAACUUGAGCUAAGUCUUUCACCUCCCAAUCAAAGGAGACAACCAAUGAAGAAAACCUGCCAUGUUGGCAACACCACGACAAGAUAUCCUCUGGUUUCAUGGAAUCAGGAAGAAGAAGAUGAACCCAACAAAAAUUUCGUCAACGACGAUUACCAACAAGAUUUGGAUGGUGAAGGAGAAGGUUUAACUGGAUGGCCACCAUUGAAUUCAUGGAGGCGAAGGUUGAUUGAAGGUGUAGGGUUUAAUGGAAGGGUGGAUGAUGAAGAAGAAGGUGACAAUAUCAAUGUGAUGACUAACAACUACAAUGAGUCGUUGUUUGUGAAGGUGAAGAUGGAUGGAGUUGGGAUUGCAAGGAAAAUCGAUUUGAAUGCUUUUCAUUCUUAUCAAAUGCUCACCAACACAUUGCUCCACAUGUUUGACAAAUAUGUUGAAAUUCAUGAAGAUGGUGCAAGUUACACGCUCGUAUAUCAACACAAAGAUGGACAUUGGUUACUUGCACGAGACUUUCCAUGGGAAAUGUUCAUAGCUAGUGUACAGCGUAUACGAUUGGCAAGGAACUAAUAUGCGCGGAUCCGAGAAUAUAUAUAAAGAUGUAUCACUCCCACAUAUAAGUAG
This is a messenger RNA of Lactuca virosa, 658 nucleotides long. NCBI's taxonomy places the organism in Eukaryota, Viridiplantae, Streptophyta, Magnoliopsida, Asterales, Asteraceae. The record is from the annotation of a GenBank genome assembly.